Messenger RNA from Sinocyclocheilus grahami, 3227 nucleotides. RefSeq lists its product as uncharacterized. Lineage: Eukaryota; Metazoa; Chordata; Actinopteri; Cypriniformes; Cyprinidae. The coding region runs from base 254 to 2812 and encodes 852 amino acids. The transcript is spliced from 16 exons. The record is from RefSeq and is a predicted model, not a curated record.
UACCCAUCCACUAGGUGGUACGAACGUUUCUGCAGCAAAGAGAAUUUGACCACAGAAGAAGUAGAGGACUGAGGAAGUGGCCUAAACGGGAAAAAAAUUGCAUUUCACCACUUUUGUCUUUUAGCAUCGCGGGGUUUUUUUUUUGUACUUUUCAAUAAUUUUUUUAAAUGUUGGGUGCAUAAAAGCGUAUAUCGCUAAUUCGCUAAUCUUUCGUUAAUUCUUGCGUGCGAGGCUUUACAAGUAGUUUUGAGAGAUGGCUGAUUUACUGACAGUGUACGACGAUGACCAGGCCAACAGCUUUAUUGAGUGCUCGAUCUGCGAUAAAAGAAUACGGGGCGAAACCCAUUACAAAAUACACGUGACCACAUUACAACAUUUGAAGAAAGAGGACACCCUAGCUUCACAAGGAGAGAUUCCGAGACCACCUCCACUGCCGGAAUGGACGGACAUCAGAGAAUAUUUGGAAUACCUGAAUCUUGAUGAGCCCAUCAUCGGUCUCAACUCCCUGGUACAGGUUCCAGAUCAUGUAACUGACGAUGGCAAAACUGUGUUAAAGUACAAGUGCCGAAUGUGUGUCGUGGAGAUGGACCUUUAUAGCAUGGUGGCCCAUAUCGUUGGACGCAAACACAGACAAAAAUACUUGGAGCUGAAAAGACCUGACUUGGUGACAUGGCAAGACAACAACCAAAAACAACCGGGUCUUGUUGCCAGAGCCAAAGCUGCAGUAGUUGAAAAGCAGGAGGGAUGGGGAAAGCCAGUGGCACUCCGAAAACCACAAGAGAAAUUCAGAAAUGUUUUCCAAGCAGGAAUUGAUUUAAGGGCCAGUGUUCACUAUGGACAAGACUCUCUUACGAAGUCACCUUUCCCUGAACAGGUUCAAAAACAGACAUACUUGGAUGAAGACCAACAUGGAAGACCCUAUUAUACUGCCGAUAAGUAUGACCAGUACAAUAGACCUAAUCCAAGUCAUGCAAUCAGUCAACAAUUCUACGCACUCCGAAAACCACAAGAGAAAUUCAGAAAUGUUUUCCAAGCAGGAAUUGAUUUAAGGGCCAGUGUUCACUAUGGACAAGACUCUCUUACGAAGUCACCUUUCCCUGAACAGGUUCAAAAACAGACAUACUUGGAUGAAGACCAACAUGGAAGACCCUAUUAUACUGCCGAUAAGUAUGACCAGUACAAUAGACCUAAUCCAAGUCAUGCAAUCAGUCAACAAUUCUAUCCAGAAGAAAACCAACAUCAAAAACCUUACGAAGAUGCUGGCAUUCGAGGAGGUGAUGAUUAUCCUGAAAGAGAAAUGCAUACUAGGCCCUAUGCAGACCAGAGUGGACGGAGACUUCAGGAAGACUACGAAAGAGAAAGUCUUGGCGGAGGACAGUUCUCAGGAGGUCAAAUAAACCGAUUUAAUGACAAAGACCUCCGAAUCCGCCCUGGAGCAUCAGAAUAUCAGAAAGAGCAAAUGGAAGGUAGGCGGAAUGCAGGUUAUGAAGAGAGAAAUCCUGCCAUGAAUCCCAUGUCAAUGCAUGGAAGAAGCUUUAAUGAGGAGAAAAGAGGCACCGUCAGAGAAAUGCAAAGUAGGACUUGGGACAAAGUUAAUGAGGUGCAAGGUUACCCCCCUAUGUUUCAACCCAAAAAUCCGAGAGCAUAUUCACAAGAAGCGGCUCCAGCUAAAAAGAAAAGGAAGAGCAGAUUCUCUGAUGCAACCGCAGAGGAAAUAGCACUCACACAUAUGAGACAUUCAAAUAAAUUCCCCGCCAAAGUGAAACCAAGAGGAGCACCGUUUAGAGCAAAUCCUCUGUCUUUAAAUAAACAAUUUGUGGAUUCUGGAAGUACAUCCCAUCUUAAUCCAAAACAUGAAAACGUUCUGGACAUACUUAAUGACAUCAAGAUUGAAAAUAUGGAUGAAGCCAGAUUUCUUAAAGAAAAGCUGUGCACAGUUUUGAAAGAGUUCCAAGACAACAAAUCCAGAAGUGCUGUGGGCCAUACUUCACAACCUGUCAGUGAUCACAGAGGAGUAAAGCAGACAGACCAGCGCAGAGAUGCAUAUAAAGACCCAAGGGAUGAUCCAGAUAGCAUGCAUUUAGGAAAGAGAGGUUUCCAAGAGGCCAGACGAUAUGAAGACGGUCCCAGAAGUUUCCAAGAAUCCAGACAAUUUGGAGAUGACCCUAGAAUGUUUCGAGAGGUCCGACAAAUCGGGGAUGACCCCAGAGGUCUUAGAGAGACCAGACGUUAUGAAGAUGAUUACAAGGAGUCAAAACGAUUUGACAGUUAUCCCAGUGAUCUUCAAGAAGCAAGGCCGUACGCCAAUGAUCCCAGAGGAUUUCAAAAGAUGAUGUUACAAGAGACCACACGAGAUCUUCCAGAGCGGAGACGUUAUGAUGAAGAUCCUAGACAAAAGGAACAACAUUUUGAAGAAUAUUCAAGAGCAGAAGCUCCAAGAAGCACUCAAGAGACAAGAUAUUAUGAAGGUGAUUACAGAGGCUUUGGAAAUUUGGAUCCUGAAAGAAAUUGGGAGCAUCAGAAAGGACGUUCAUUAGAGCGUUUUGAGAACAGAGGCCCGGCAGAUCUUGAGAGAGGUUUUCAAGAGAGCUUUGGCAAGCCUCCUGUUCACUUCCAACCAACCUCUCUACAAGAAGAAGCGAGGAUGUAUGCUGGGAGAGCACAGCAGAGGUCUCAUCAGAAUGACCAUGAGCCAGGCGAUGAACCCUACGACCCGUUCCACCCAUCAUCCUCGCCACCUCCAGAAGCAACCAGCUCCACCAGUCUUGACAAGAUUGCAUCAACUCUUCUUGAGCUCGUGGCUCGUAGAUGAAGUUAGCUGAUGAGUCAGUUCAUAAUAUAAGAUGGUUAUAGCUUAACAAUAGUCUACAGUGAUUGAUCACCUUUAUGUAAAUUCAUACAAUAACUUUCAGUAAAUGUAAUACUGUUUUCAUCCGCCCAUACCGCUUAUUCUCUGCAGGGUCACGGAGGGCUGGAGGUUAUGCAAGCAUCUCGGGCCACAGGCAGGAAAAUACACUGAAUGGAUAGGAAGUCAUCGCAGGGCACACACAUAUUCAUACUGUUUUGAAUUACUACCUAAAUUCUCACUGCUUUUCAUUUUGUCACGAUUUGUAGCCUGCUUGCUGUUGUCUUUUCUGUUUGGUUUGUGUACUAAGAAAUUGUAAUGGGUUUUGUUCAAAUGGUUUAUAAGAAAGAUGAUUGAAAAAAAAUAAACAGUUCAACCCAAA